Messenger RNA from Cydia pomonella (codling moth), 1255 nucleotides. Its product is annotated as zinc finger matrin-type protein 5. The record is from RefSeq and is a predicted model, not a curated record. Lineage: Eukaryota; Metazoa; Arthropoda; Insecta; Lepidoptera; Tortricidae. The transcript is spliced from 4 exons. Gene Ontology annotation, cellular component: U12-type spliceosomal complex. The coding region runs from base 387 to 959 and encodes 190 amino acids. Gene Ontology annotation, molecular function: nucleic acid binding; zinc ion binding.
UAUUAAGUAAAAGUUGCCCUAAAAUUCAACUUUUAUACUAAAAACUGCUUCAAAUAUGUUAAAUUAACAAAAUAUAUAUUUUGACAGAUGUUUCGUGCCCAAAACGCUCUUUGAAAAUUGUGUGACAUCACAGUUUACGGUUUGACACAUAACUUACGGCGCCCUACGUGUCCAAUUCAAUAAUGGGUACAGAAUGCUGUUGGGGCUGCCUCGGUUUUGCAGUGCUUCUGGGAUGUUAGCGGAGGCACGAAUGGAUGAUUUCUACGCCAUUAUGAGAAAACGCACGGCAUCUCAGAUGCACCGAUUGAGGAACAGCUCCAACAGUUUUCUAACCGAAAUUGGCGAGAGGCUUGAUAAUCCCUUUUGUAAGUGUUGGGCCUCAAUGCAUGUCCCAAUCUACCGGAUGGAUAAAUGAGAAAUUACAUUUACGGUACAUAAAUAUGGGUAAACGCUACUACUGUGAAUAUUGUGACAAGACGAUGGUUGCUACGCCGGCAAUCGUGAAAACGCACAAUAAAGGCCUUUUACAUCAAAAACUAGUUCAAGAACAUUAUCAACAAUACAAAGAACCGGAGACUAUCCUGGAAGAAGAAAGUAUGAAGAAACCAUGCAGUCGGUUUGUGAGGGGAGAAUGUCAGUUUGGUAGCAUUUGUCGCUUCUCACACUACUUACCAGACCAGUUACAGAUGCUGAAGGAAAUUGUUGCAUCAAAGAAACAAAAACAAACAGAUCCUUUCCAACCAUCACUUAAGGAUCUGUACAAAAAGCUGCAAACUGAAAAAUCAACAAAACCCAGUGAGUCAGAUAGCAACACUAUAAUCUAUGAUAAGAAUGGACUGACCCAUAUUUUCCCCUGGACUUACAAUGAACUGUUUGAGAGUUAUGGCACUUUGCCUCCAAGUGUAAGAAGAGUGAAAUUGGAAGAGUUUUACAAUUCUGUAGAUAAUGAAUGGGGAUAACAAAAAUUACCUGUUAUGGUAUGUGAAUACAAUGUAUUUAUUUUAUCAUGGGUAAUUCCACAACAAGACAAAGUGCUAAAUAAGUGUUACUUUUUAUCUUUAACCAAACAUUACUAACACUUACCCUUCUAAGGGUCAUUCAUGGUCCUGCUUAUAGUACUUAUUAAGUUAAUAGAGUUAUAGUUAAACAAAUAUUAUACCCGCUCUUUUGUCCCUUUGUAUUCGUAAGGAUAACAUUUUAUGACUAUUAGUCAUCACCGCUUAAAGCGGUGCAAAUUACAUUUCUUCAACUGUAA